AUGGAGAAUGCAGAAAUCAACAACCUGAUCAAAAUUCUUGGACUUCAGUUCAAAGAAAAAUACGAAGACAUUGAGAAGUUGCGCACUCUUCGUUAUGGUAAAAUUAUGAUAAUGACAGAUCAGGAUAAUGACGGAUCUCACAUCAAAGGAUUGAUAAUCAACUUCAUCCAUCAUUUCUGGCCAAACCUUUUGAAACAUAAUGUUGUAGAAGAAUUUAUUACACCAAUUGUUAAGGUGACAAAGAAUAAAGUGGAAAAGGCUUUCUAUUCCAUUCCUGAAUUUGAAGAAUGGCAACGUGGUACACAAAAUUGGCAUACAUGGAAGAUCAAAUACUACAAAGGUUUGGGUACCAGCACAGCAAAAGAAGCCAAAGAAUAUUUUUCUGAUAUGGAACGCCACAGAAUACCUUUCAAAUAUGAAGGGCCUGAAGAUGACGCCUCAAUAAACCUGGCGUUCAGUAAAAAGAAGAUUGAUGAAAGAAAAGAAUGGCUUACUAAUUGGAUGGAGGAAAAACGGAGAAGACUGGAAAUGGGACUUCCUGAGUUGUAUUUGUAUGGGAAAGGAGUAAACCAAAUCUCCUUCAAUGAAUUUAUCAACCGGGAGUUAAUUCUGUUCAGUUUCACAGAUAAUAACCGUUCAAUCCCUUCGCUUGUUGAUGGUCUGAAACCUGGUCAACGUAAAGUAAUCUUUACUUGUUUUAAGAGAAAUGACAAAAAGGAGGUGAAAGUCGCCCAGUUGGCAGGUUCUGUUGCAGAACUCUCAGCAUACCAUCAUGGUGAGGCUUCACUUAUGAGUACAAUUAUCAACUUAGCCCAGAACUUUGUUGGUUCAAACAACAUAAACUUACUGCUGCCCAUUGGUCAGUUUGGAACCCGGUUACAUGGUGGCAAAGAUGCUGCCAGCCCCCGUUAUAUCUUCACACUUUUAAGUUCGGUUGGAAAAAGAAUAUUUCACUCUGACGAUCUUCCUCUCUUGAAAAACCUCUAUGAUGACAACCAGAAAAUUGAACCCGAAUACUAUGUUCCUAUUAUUCCAAUGAUAUUGGUGAAUGGAACUGAUGGCAUUGGCACAGGGUGGAGUACAAAAAUACCCAACUAUGAUCCAAGAGAGAUCAUAACAAAUAUUAGGCGAAUGUUGUCAGGAAAUGAUCCUCUAAACAUGGUCCCAUGGUUCAAGAACUUCAAAGGUACAAUUGAAGAGUUGAGUGAGAACAAGUACCUAGUGAGUGGUGAGAUUUCUGUUUUGGAUGAGACAACAGUUGAAAUUACAGAACUCCCCAUCCGUACUUGGACACAAAACUAUAAAGAAGAGGUGUUAGAACCUAUGUUACAUGGAUCUGAGAAAAAUCCAUCUGUGAUAAUAGAUUAUAAGGAAUACCAUACUGACACAUCAGUCAGGUUUGUCGUGAAGAUGUCAGGUGAGAAGCUUGCCAAUGCUGAAGCAUCUGGUCUUCACAAAUUCUUCAAACUGCAAACAACAUUCUCUACAAACAGUAUGGUAUUAUUCGAUCAGAAUGGUUGCAUCCGGAAGUAUGACAAGGUGGAACAAAUAAUGCGUGAAUUUUUUGACCUCCGACUUGAUUAUUACAAAAGAAGAAAAGACUAUAUGGAAGGAAUGUUCAAAUCUGAAUCCCUCAAGUUUGAUAACAUUGCUCGCUUCAUCAUGGAGAAAAUUGAUGGGCUUGUCAAAAUUGAAAAUGUAUCAAAGAAGGAUCUGAUUCAAUUAUUGGUCCGUAGGGGCUAUGAUUCUGACCCAAUCAAAGCAUGGAGAGAAAGUCAGUCAAAAAAUAAGGAAAAAGAUGAGAGUUCAGAUGAUGAGGAGAAAGAGGAAACAACUGGUCCGGACUUUAACUACAUCCUCGGUCUACCCCUGUGGUGUUUAACCAAAGAAAAGAAAGAAGAAUAUAUCCGUCAACGAGAAGCCAAGGCUGACGAACUUGAACGUUUGCGGCGCAAAAGGCCAGAAGACAUUUACCGAAAUGAUUUGGAUGUCCUUCUAACUGAGCUAGAUCAAUUUGAAGAACAAGUGCGGGAAGACGAGAAAGUAGAUAUCAUCAAAACCCAGAAGACUUCAAAGGGUCGUGUAAAACAAAAGAAGAUUACACUCGAGGAGACUCUUCCCUCUCCUGUUGGUCGACGUAUUCAGCCUGUCAUUGAUCAUGCUACCAAAGUGAAGGCUGAGAAAGAAGUAGCUUCUAAGAAGCGACAACAAGUUUCUUAG
Octopus bimaculoides (California two-spot octopus) is the source of this 2220-nucleotide messenger RNA. RefSeq names its product DNA topoisomerase 2-alpha. Gene Ontology annotation, biological process: DNA topological change; sister chromatid segregation; resolution of meiotic recombination intermediates. Lineage: Eukaryota; Metazoa; Mollusca; Cephalopoda; Octopoda; Octopodidae. The record is from RefSeq and is a predicted model, not a curated record. Gene Ontology annotation, molecular function: DNA binding; ATP binding; DNA topoisomerase type II (double strand cut, ATP-hydrolyzing) activity. Gene Ontology annotation, cellular component: nucleus.